CAGACGCGGCUACCCUGUUGUGGUAGCAGCACAGCGGCAAUCAAACAACAAACUUUACACUUCAAACACAUAACAGCAGCAUCGACAACACAGCAGCGACACCAACACCUCAAAUGUAAAUUCCCCAAUCCCUCCCUUCCCUUCCCAUCCCAUCCAUUCGACCGACCGAGACAUUGGCAAUCACCCAACGCCACAUACGCAGCCCAGCACAGCCACGACCAGUCAUGUGUAAUAAUAAUCAGCUCCCAGCCAGCGACGACCAUACAUUGUAGUAGUGGUUGUCGUUGUUGCCUGUUGUCCCUUUGUUGCACUGUUAAC
Molecule: messenger RNA, 318 nt
Organism: Acytostelium subglobosum LB1
Lineage: Eukaryota; Evosea; Eumycetozoa; Acytosteliales; Acytosteliaceae
Exons: 1
Source: RefSeq, a predicted model, not a curated record